AUGGGAUACUCCAACAUCGCUGCAGAGAGCAGCCAUACUCAGCAUGAAACACCCGACGCAGUUGUUGCUCAGCCUUCUCAUAAGGGUUUAAACAUCUGUUUCGUCUGCUCUUCUCUACUCGAAGAGCACACAAGUCCUGCUACGCUCUCUGGUCAGCAAUCUUUGAUGCAUGGGUACUCUGAGGGAUCACCUACAGGUGUCCCGAACACGCCUCCGCCACGUCCGGAGCCAAAGCCAUAUCCGACUGGGCCGCAUCAGAGCGGUAUGGCAAUUUCGUGGUGUGACGUGAAUUACGAGUUCGCCAUGGGCUUUCCUAGUGCACGUCAGCAUGUUGGGGAUAGUGGGACAGGGCGCUACCCCGCUGGGUUCUGGGCGACACAAGGAAGGCGAAAGGUGAAGAACAUGGAGGGGGGAUUUGAAUGCUGUUCAUGUGUAUUGCUGCAUAAGAGAAAGCGCGUCUUCAGAUCGACAAACAGUCUGAGAAAUCACGAGCGGAGAUUUCAUGAGGAGCCAAGGGAGAUUGGAACGAAGCCGAGGAAAAUCAGCAACCGCCCAAGGAAAUUCAAACAGGAGCGGUUCGUGUCUUUGAGGAAGGGAAGCAAGUAG
This is a messenger RNA of Alternaria burnsii, 606 nucleotides long. RefSeq lists its product as uncharacterized. Lineage: Eukaryota; Fungi; Ascomycota; Dothideomycetes; Pleosporales; Pleosporaceae. Bases 1 to 606 code for a protein of 201 amino acids. The record is from RefSeq and is a predicted model, not a curated record. The transcript has a single exon.